AUGAAUUUAUCAGGUUUGAGCAACAAUGUGGUCAAGUUUAAUAGGCUCAAUUAUGCUGAUUGGUCAGAACAAAUUCAGUUCCAAUUGGGUGUGUUAGACUUGGAUAUGACAAUUAUGAUGGAUGAAAUGCCCGUAGCCAUUACAGAGACCAGUACAAGUGAUGAAAAAUCUCUUUAUGAGGCUUGGCAUAGGUCUAACAGGUUGUCACUAAACUUGAUGCGCAUGUCUAUGGCAGAAAAUGUAAAGCAUUCUAUGCCUAAAACGGAAAACGCAAAGAAAUUCAUGAAAAUGAUCAAAGAGUACUCACAAUCAGACAUAACUGACAAGUCUAUUGUGAGAACUCUUAUGAGUGAGCUGACUACCAAAAAGUUUGACUGGUCACAACCCAUACAUGAACAUGUAACUGGAAUGGCUAAUAUAGCAACAAGAUUGAAGUCAAUGGGAAUAGAGCCAUGUUGGUACAAGAGGAAGGGAGAUUGA
This is a messenger RNA of Vigna angularis (adzuki bean), 480 nucleotides long. RefSeq lists its product as uncharacterized. The transcript has 2 exons. The record is from RefSeq and is a predicted model, not a curated record. NCBI's taxonomy places the organism in Eukaryota, Viridiplantae, Streptophyta, Magnoliopsida, Fabales, Fabaceae. Bases 1 to 480 code for a protein of 159 amino acids.